Messenger RNA from Sarcophilus harrisii (Tasmanian devil), 4562 nucleotides. RefSeq names its product SH2B adaptor protein 1 (gene SH2B1). Gene Ontology annotation, molecular function: transmembrane receptor protein tyrosine kinase adaptor activity. Gene Ontology annotation, cellular component: plasma membrane. The transcript is spliced from 8 exons. The record is from RefSeq and is a predicted model, not a curated record. NCBI's taxonomy places the organism in Eukaryota, Metazoa, Chordata, Mammalia, Dasyuromorphia, Dasyuridae. Bases 1926 to 4178 code for a protein of 750 amino acids. Gene Ontology annotation, biological process: intracellular signal transduction.
CACGCUCCCCUAGCGGUAGCUUCGCCUUGCGUCUGUUUGGGAUACUCUAUCUCGAGGCAUCGUCUCUAUGGUUGGCUGGCCAAGCUCCCCCGUCCUGCUUGCGGAAGAUGGCCGGGCCGGUCCUAGUCUAGACUAGCGCAUCUCCGUGGGAUGUCUCGGGGAGCGUCCCAUCCUAGGGGCGACGGGGGAAGACGCUGCAGUUUUACAGCGCCUCCUCCCGCUCUGCAUCUAAGAGUCCCUACUCCUGCAGCCCAGGAGAGCGAUCUCUAUGAUCCCCGCGCCUUAGGAGGAGGAAGUCGGAGGAACGUGCCUUUCUCUCCCCGCUGCCUUAUCUAUGGUUUUUUUUUCCCUUGAUGGGAAAGGGGGUCCCGGCGCCUGCGCAGUAGCUGGCUGGUCGCUGGUCACUGGUUGUUGGGGGUGGGUGGGGGAGCGGGAGCCGCCGCUGCUGCCGCCGGAGCAAACCGCGGGGACCGAGAUGCAGGUGGGACCGGAACCGGAACCCCCCUCCUCAUUCCCCUCUCCCCCCCGGACCCUCCCCCUUCCCCGGGCCUGGGGCUGGAGAGAAGGCCGGAGGUCCCGGAGCGGGGCCGGGGGCAUGCCCCCGGACAGCGCCCCCCCCGGAGGCCGGUGCCGCGGGGCGCCCUGGGCGGAGGGAAGGCCGGCCAUCUGCGGAGGCCCCCCACGGCCCGGGCUUGGGCGGGGGAGCAGGGAAGCCCUCGGUCUCAGCGCCGCAGCGCCGGGGACGGGGUCGGGCGCAUCUGGGGAGGGCCCCCUGGGUGAGGGGCUCCCCGCCGGGUGGGGGCCUGGGUGCCUCCCUCUCCGUGCCCAUCCCCCGGUCAGGAGGGGCUGUGGGCGGUGCCCGCCAGGCCGGGAAGCGCAGGGAGGGAGUGCGGGGGCAGCCUCCGGGGGAGGGUCCGGCCGGACGGGGGAGGCUGCUCCCCUCCGGCCCCGGAGAUCCGGCCUCCGCAGUUUCUCCCUUGGCCGGCUCCAGGCUCUGGUGUCUGUGGAAAUUCGCUUUGAUGCCGGAUCUAGCCUUGCCCGAACUUGCCGCCCCAGGGAGCUGCUAUAGGCGGGAGGGACCCGCUCUGCCGGGGCCCCUUAGCGACGGCUCCGCCUCGGGGUCUUUUCUCACCUGGGGGGGGGGGGGGGGGGGGCGGGAGCCGAGGGCUCCGCCUCGCUUAGCGGGGCUGCUGGGAAACCGCUCAGAAAUCGUCAGGCGGGGUGUGAACGCCCCCAGCCUUGUUUUCCCAGAGGCCCGCUCGCUCUGGCUGCGGCACCCAGGGCCCCUGUGUCACAACCCGUCUAACCUUUAGCCCUUUUGUUUCCUUCUGUUCUUAGCGACAAUAAAAAAUAGUUCAUCCCCGCCUUCUCGUAGUUUUUUUCUUGUGACUGAGGGGAGAAGGUAGUGAGGUAGUUGUGCUCCCCAUCCUGUAAAGAGCAGCCGCUGACCCCUUGGUGGAAGAGCAGGUAGGAGCGGUGCUCGCAGAAGUGUUUUAAGCGCUAGGCAGGGGAGCAGGUGGCAGUCACCCCUGUAGUGCUGAUCCUUGGAGGAGGAGACCGGUGGACGGAUUUCUGAAAGGGAGGUGAUGGAAAAGGAAGCUUUAUAAGUAACUAAAGGGUUGGGGGUUUUUUUUGGGGGGGGGUGGUGAUCAGCUCGCCUCUAACUCUUUGGGGAUCACAGCCAAAGACUAGGCUGAGAUUACAGCAGAAAGCACGGAGGUUAGCUCUCUGGGAAAGCUACCAGAGCUUGAGAAGCGUGAGAACCUGGAGUAGGGGAAGGAAGCUAACGUAGCUUUCCGAAUGGGAAAGGAACAAUAUGAACAGAAGUGGGAGCUUCUCAGUGGGGGAGAAACAAUUAAGUUAUUUCUGGAACCUGGGGAAAGGUUUACAAAAGAAUACAAACAUUAACCCUAAUACUGUUAUAUAUGUGCCUCUUUUUCCCUUCUACAGUUGCUGCAAAUGACCCUGAGUCUUCCGGCCUUCCCCCCCACUUCCUUCCCUCCCCUGGGUCCCCCACUCUCCAUUUCAUCCGGCUCAUCAUGAAUGGUGCCCCUUCCCCUGAGGAUGGGGCUUCCCCUUCUCCUCCCCCUCUGCCGCCACCACCACCUCCUCCAAGUUGGCGGGAGUUCUGUGAAUCCCACGCUCGGGCGGCAGCCCUGGACUUUGCCCGACGCUUCCGCCUCUACUUGGCUUCCCAUCCCCAAUAUGCCGGGCCUGGGGCUGAGGCAGCCUUUUCCCGACGUUUCGCUGAGCUCUUCUUGCAGCACUUUGAGGCAGAGGUGGCCCGGGCCUCUGGUUCCCUUUUAUCAUCUGGUUCAAUCCCUCUGAGUCCUGGUACGGAAACCCCAUCCCGUGAUCUUUCCCUGGAGAGCUGCAGGAACAGUGGGCCUCUGACUGUGUUGGGUCCUUCUCGAUCCUCUGAAGACCUGGCUGCCCCUCUCCCUUCCUCAAUCUCCUCAUCCUCAAAGCCUAAGCUGAAGAAACGUUUCUCCCUUCGCUCUGUGGGCCGAUCAGUACGAGGCUCAGUUCGAGGGAUCUUGCAGUGGCGGGGAGCUGGUGAUCCCCCCUCUCCAGUGGGACCCUUGGAGACCUCUGCCUCUGGGCCACCUGUCCUGGGUGGAAACAGCAACUCCAACUCCUCUGGUGGGGGUGGUAGCACCAAUGUGGGGCCAAGUGGCGGUGGGGCAUCCCCCGGGGAAAGAUGGACACAUCGUUUUGAGAGGCUGAGACUAAGUAGGGGAGGGGGACCCUUAAAGGAAGGGACAGGGACGGUGCAAAGGGAGGGGCUACUGAGCUUCAUGGGAACAGAGGAGGCAGCUGUUGGAGGAGAAGGUCGAGGGGGAGGAGGAAUUGGAACCUCAUCUGGGGGUGGGGGACCACCAAGGUGGCAGAAGUGUCGCCUGCUGCUUCGGAGUGAGGGGGAAGGAGGAGGAAAUCGGCUGGAGUUCUAUAUCCCACCUAAGGCAUCCCGGCCCCGGAUCAACAUCCUGUGUUCUACCAUCACAGAUGUCCGGACAACCACAGCCCUGGAGAUGCCGGAUAGAGAGAAUACCUUUGUGGUCAAGGUGGAGGGUUCUGUGGAAUAUAUUCUGGAGACAGCUGAUGCCCUAAAUAUGAAGGUUUGGGUGUCUGAUCUACAGGAUUGCCUGAGCCCAGGAGAAAACACAGACAGCCUGGACCUAUCCUGCCUCAACCACUCGGAGAGUCUGCCCAGCCAGGAGCUGCCCUUGGGGCCUAGUGAGAGCAAUGAGCACUUAUCUCAGGGGGCAUAUGGGGGCCUCUCGGAUCGUCCUUCGGCUUCUGUCUCCCCCAGCUCUGCCUCCAUUGCUGCUUCCCAUUUUGAUUCAAUGGAACUACUGCCCCCAGAGUUGCCCCCCCGAGUCCCUAUUGAAGAGGGGCCCCCAAUGGGGACAACUUACCCUCCACCAGCCCCGUACCCUCCUCCAGACACUCCAGACACUCCAGGUUCGUUCCUGUUCCAGGGGGAGUCAGAUGGAGGUGAUGGGGAUCACCCCCUUUCAGAAUACCCUUGGUUCCAUGGGACCCUCUCCCGACUCAAAGCUGCCCAGCUAGUGUUGGCAGGGGGUGCUGGCAGCCAUGGUGUCUUCCUGGUACGUCAAAGCGAGACGAGGAGGGGGGAGUAUGUCCUCACGUUCAACUUCCAGGGCAAGGCCAAGCACCUUCGUUUAUCCCUGAAUGAGGAUGGUCAGUGCCGGGUGCAGCACCUCUGGUUCCAGACCGUCUUUGACAUGCUGGAGCAUUUCCGGGUCCACCCCAUUCCCCUGGAAUCCGGGGGCUCCAGUGACGUCACCCUCGUCAGCUAUGUUGUGGCCUCCCAGCGGCUCCAAGAACCGAACAUCUCCCAUGACCCAUCCCAACCUACUGACCCUGAUCCGAGGGCAGACCCUGCACACCCUGGGGAAGAGGAGCAGAUGGUGGAAGCACCAGAAGCUGCAGAGCAGGAGAAAGCAGGCAGUGGAGGGACCCCAGGAGAGCCAGGCCCUGUGGCCGAGCUCGAGGAGGCCACAGCCCUAAACAGGGAGCCCCCAGGGCUAGAGGGGCCUGCCGGGGAGGUGGGAGUGAACCCUUUUGUGCAUUUCUUGCAGUUGCAGCCAGGGAAUGCCGGGGAGGAAGGGGUCCGCUCCAGAGCCAUCAAUAACCAGUACUCCUUCCUAUAAGGAUGAAUAUCCCCACACACAACUAAUUCCCCUUUCUUCUCGGCCCCGGGCCAGGACCCAGGACAGAUCCUCCCCAGAGAGGUACAAACACUUCCCUUGCCCCUGUUUGUCUAGGGGGUGGGAAUGGUACAGGACAGAGGGACAGAGCCAUUAGUAACUUCCCAGAUGACACACUCCAAGCCGCCCCUUUUCCGGGGCAGGGGACUUGGAUCCAUUACCUCCUUUUGGGGGUGGGCCAAUUGUGCUCAGCCUCGCCCCCUGUGGGCCAUUUCUCCAGUACCUCUCACAGCUCUCUGUGAUGUAUUGGGGAGGGGCUGUAUCAGCUACAUUAAGGAUUUUUUUUUUAAGUGAAAUGGAGAAACAUCAAUAAAAAGGUUUAUCUCA